GAAUUCAGCAGCCAAAGCAAGAUGUAUCCAAUUAUCACUCAAGUCUAUGAGAUUUAGACAUUUCCCUGUCCCAAGAAACUAACGUGGUUCCACACAUGUUUAUAGUGAAGUUUCUCAACAAUUCUUUAAGGAAGGACUUCCUGAUACCGCCCUGAAAAAGAUCCACAGACCAUCUUGUGUCUUUUUUUUGCGAAACAGAACAAUGAAAAGUAUUUUUAUUUGCAACAAAUAAGGCUAAACUUUGAAUGUUUGUCCAUUGCUGUUAUUUUCCCACAUCUAUUUCCUUAUCUGCAUGUGAGUAUAUAUAUUUUAAUUUCAUUUUUGUGGACCAUGGUCUGAUGUCCUAUGAACUGUUAGAGACUUACUUGCUGAAUCAUGUUUUUCUAUGUCAAGUAUUACCAAAAAGCUGCAAAGAAUGAAAUUUCUCCUCUGUGACAAUCCAUACAGGAUUAUUUUUAACAGUUCUGUAGGAUCUUGAAGCAGACAUACGCUUGCACAGAGUGGUUCAGUUUAUUUAUAAACAUCUUUCAUGCUUUCAACUUUUACUGGAGUUUUCUAUUACAACAUUUUUUUUAACCAGUCACAAGAAAGCUGACUGUCAAAAUCCUGUUUCUGCUAUUAAUCUAAGGCAUUUUCAAAUUACUUGUCCCUAAUGACGAAGCAGAGAAAAGUAACUGCCACUUUUAGAUGUCCUGGAAUUUUUCUUCAGAACAUUUGCUGCCCUGUGAAAAUGUGGCCAGUAUAUUUGCACAGAGCAUUUAAAACUGGACUAGAUUUUAAAGACUAAUUAAAAAUAGUUUAGAACUAGGAAGAGAACAGUUAGAAUUUACCAGAAAGUGGAAGGCAUUGCCCAGUUCUGAGAAGAUGAACAAAUAAACAUUUCUCAUCAUCACGUCCAUGCAGCGUACAAUCCAAGCGUGUGUUUUCUGUAGUGCUGUUCCUUAUCAAUAGCAUUCCAGCCUAUCCUGUUUGUCAUAGAAACUGGCCCAGAGUGGAAGUGCACUUGCAGCCAAUGGAGUGAUUCAGUGGCAAUUGGGAAAGGCAGGUGGAGCAGGUAAGUCACCUCUAGACAGGAAGGUAUAAAAGAUACUCGAAUUACAGUGGCAGGGCCACUUGUACACAGGGAGCUGUUAGAGGUUACUUGUCUUGCUAGACCUACUGUGCUUGGAAACAAAUCAGAAAGCUACUGGAGAGCUUGAAUGCUAGAAGGCGGCUUAUAAAUACAAAAGAACCUGAGCUUAAGACUAUCCUCUGGAGAGAAGAGUCUUCAGGGGUAAAAAUCAAGAGCCCAGAACAUGCUUUUCUCCUUCUCAACUGCGCUCUGAACAGGCCUUGCUCAUGCUGCCACCAUAAUAUCUGAGAGCCUCCCAGACUAAAAGACUGCCAUAGCAAGGUCCCUACUUGACCUCAUGGAGUCUUCUGCUCUUCUCCCUUCUCAGGUAUUGGGAAGCACCAGCCGGGGUAGGUUUUUGUUGUGUUUUUUUCUGCCCAGAGGGAGGCAUGUGUGGGGAAGACCAUACCCAUCUCUAACGCCAGGGUGGUUCUGGUGGAAAGGCUUUGGAUGGCUGGUGGAUCUCUGCUGGUUGCUUGCUCCUUUGCAGGACAUUUGCCUUUGCCUUCAGCAUGGAACCUCACACAGGCUGCAUGUGCUAUUCUCACCUCUAGCAGGGUCUCUCCCAGGCUCAGGACCCAGUGGAAGCCAUGAACUUGCUCUUUAGUCCUUUUAAAGAUAGGCCUGGUGAUGGAUGUCCUCCCAUUAUUUAAAUCUAAAGCUGUUGUUUUCUUCUCUUCUAGAGUUUCCCAGGGCUCUGUUUAUUUCCUCAGGCUCCGUCAUGUCGUGCUUCACCCAGCUAUGGCACUCGAACACACCGGACUCUCCCACCAGCCCAGUCCCUGCGUCUCCCAGUGAAAUUCCCAUCCCCAUCAGCCCCAUUGUUAUCACCUCCCCAGGAGAUGGCAAGAGGAAGGCAAGGUCCCCAACUGACAAGCCAGGCUCUCCAAACCCGACGUCUCCCAAGCCAACCUCCCCCGUUGAAUGUUCCAUUUGCUUUAACACCUAUGACAAUACCUUCAAGACGCCCAAGCUGCUCCAGUGUUCCCAUGUUUUCUGCCUGGAAUGCGUGGCUCGCCUGAGCACAGGGCUGCCCUCAAACCAACCAGAGGACCAGCUUCCCUGCCCCUUCUGCAGGCAGCUGACCAGCAUCCCUCUGGAGGGUGCUCCAGCACUUGAGACCAGCAAGGAGCUCCUUGCCACGCUGCCCCCUGAACUCCAGCAGGAGAAGGUGCUCUGGAUGGAAGGGACCAAGCUCUGCUGCCGCCAGUCCUCUGAAGACCCUGAGAAUCCAGACUCGUGCAUCUCCAUUGAUGUUGCCAUGAGCAAGCCAGAAGCUCCAGAGGCCCCGCCGGCAGGGUUAGCUGGGAGGCUGUCCCGCUGCGACAUGUGUGAUGACUGGAAACGCAUAGUCCUCCUCUCAGCAUUGAUCAUCAUCCUGUUCUGCAUCAUUCUGUGGCCAGUCCAGUGUGCCCUGAAGACAGGGAAUCUCCGCUGCUUCACAAGAACUGUUGCAAUGAGCAGGCCAGAGUACCUUCCCCCUAAACACACCACAGCAGCAGCACCUGUGACACAACUGCCUUUCCAGUUGCAGUGAGGCAGCCCCUCGCUACCCCCCAGCAGAGCUGUCAGCUCCCUCCCGGCACAGCAUAUCAGGAAGGCAGGAACAGGGCCUACUGCCCUGACAACAUUCCUCAGUUUGCUUGCAGACCCUGUGGUCUGCUCUUCACGCUUGCUCUGUGCCUGCAGGUGAACACAUACAUCCGCUUCUGUGCGGCUCUGCUGAAAUGCUUGUCUGCCAAACUGCCUUCAGCCCAGUAACGCUCCAAGGGGCUGCCUCAGUUUCCUGUUGUCUAACUCUCCAUGGAAACCAGAGCCUUGAAAACCAAUGCAAUGGGCAACAGAUACGUUUCUAGGACUGUUUGCUAAGAGUAGCACACAGCCUCAUGCUAUCUUGGCUGGAUGCCAAAUGACAGUGGGUAUAGUUCCUGCCAACUCCUUCAGGGAACAAAGGGCUAUUUUUGCGAACUGAAGGAUCUACAUGAUUAUUCCUGAGAAGCUGGGUUUGGGAGGGUAAAUACAUACCAAAGUUGUAUAAAUAGAUGAAAACCUGUCUUAUUCCACAUACUUGAAACAUUUCAAUUGUGUUAUUCAAUAUCAGCAGUGUUGAACGCUACCUUCUGCUGUUGAAAGGCAGAUCUGUUAUUGCUACCCACCUUCCGAGCUGUGUCAUGUGCCUGAUAGCUAAGGCACUACUGAAAUUCUGAACAGGAGAGGGUAGCCACGCUGCUGGUUUCUUCCUAAGACAACACUUAAAACCACUCACCCCUUACCUGGAAAGAAGUGAAUUCUUUUUAACAUGGAGGGUGAGCUCUUACAGGCACACUCUGACAUAGCAGUAUAAACCUCCCCCUCAAGUUUCAGUGUUACUUAAUCAGUGAACUUCACACUUCUCAUAGAAAAACUGUUGCUAAAGUGAUGCACGUUCCAUCUUUUGACAGCUUUACCCUCCUGACCUUGAAGGGUGUCAGUAUUAAGACACAGGCCAGUUGCUUACACUAUAUUUUUAUUUAAUGCAGUGACCUUCUGGCAGUGAUUAGACAAAGGUCUUCAUGAACAAGAAGGCUUACAAUUAUUAUAUCUUGUUUAUUCGAACACAUGGAUGUAAGACAGUAUUGUAUGCAAGUACUAUACCUGUAUUUAUUAAAUUACACUUUAUAUAAUGCAAGGUGUCAAUUUGUAGCAAUUACUUCCCCUUUCCACUCUUAUUUGCUGUUGGAGGCAUUCACUUAACAGUCCCGAAUCCAGCUGCAUUCCUGCAUCAUAGUAACUACAGUAGAUGGCACGUUCUGUACUCCAGCCUUGCACAUCAACUGUCCCACUACUGUAUAAGCCUUCACAAGUGGAGAGCUUUGUCCUUUCAGUUCAUACUUACUAUCACCUAGGCUAUGUGGUCCCAGGUGCAACUUUCCCCUGUGUUUACCUGAUUUGACCCAAAAAAAGACUGCUCAUUUUUGCUUCUUCUGAGCUGGUUGAAAAAUGCUUCCUGUCACUCUCACUUCCCAGCAAAUCUGUGGCUAUGCAAAACUUUUAUGGAAAGCUGCUGCAUGUGCUGUAUCUACAAUAUCUUUGAUAUUCAGCUGCAGGCAGGUUAAUACCUGCCUGCCACAUGUCUGCAGAAGCUACUCCGGCCACUGUAACAACUUCUGCCAAGGUCACUGGCCUUGACAGUGAUUCUCACUCUUAUCCUUUCCAUUCCCAAGUGCUUGCUACUACACAGAGUAUCUUCACAGCACCAAUUGAAGUGUGUUCUUGGCAUAAGUGACUCACCGAGGCUUAAGGCAGAGAAGGCACUUCCAUUUUACACUAGGUGCAUUCGAGACCAAGUCCAGCAAAUUAACACUAGUAGAGCUGAAGCGCUUUGUCAUACACAUCUUGGUUACCCCUUCAACUCCCACUGGUGAGACUUAAGGGCAGGAGAGAGAGAAAUAAGUUUCUCUACAUCUUCAGUGCAACAGCUUCAUUAAAAACUAAUGCAUAUGGUGACAAUUAGGGGCCACAGAAGUGUUAUCACCAUUCCAGCUGUUCCUAGUAGUCUGUCAAAGCAUCCUCAUGGGAGGUUGUCCCUCUGCACUCCCCCUUCUUGCUCUGUGUACUUGGAAACAAAGGUUAAGGGUUUAGCUGUCCGGCAGCUGAACCUCUCACUUCUGCAUAAUCAAAAGGCAGAUUCAAAGUAAAGGCAGGCAGGGUCUUGAACAGUCACAUUUGGGGAGGGGAGACAUUCAGAAUGCCCCAUUAUUCACAUCAGCUGUCAGUCAGUCAUUUUCCCAAAGAGCAAACUACUUGAAAAGAAAGGAAAAAGCCUUGAGAAUACUCAACAUUUAUUAAAAGUGCAAUAAAAAUAAACAGUUUUCUGUCCCUGUGACAAAUGACUGGGAAUGCCAGCCAGGAAAUACAGCCAAGGUACGUAAUUGUGUUUUUUGUUCUACCCCUUCUGCUCAGCACUCUGGGAGCUGGCACUCUGGGCACUAACGCCCCUGACCAUGCAGAGAGGCAGCAAGUCCAUUCACUUCCAGAGACCCAGAAUGACUUUAACAUGAGCCCCCACAUGCUCUGGAGGUACGGACACCAGCACUCAGACCCAAGGCUCCCUGCAGAGAGCGCUUUCAGAAAGCAAUGAAUCCUGCAGAAAGGGGGUUCUUUGGCAGAGUUAUUUGCAGGCCUGAAGGCUGGAAAAGCAGGAAGCACUGGUAGUCAGAAGUCAAGAAUUAUCAACAGAGCUUGAAUAAUCCGUUCAGCAACACACUCAUCUUCACGGCACUGGUCAAAUUGUAAGUGCUCUUACAGCACCCCUACUCACCAGAUCCAGUACUUGCCUUGGCAUACAGUUGCAGGGGGAAAGGGUCAUGCAGCAAGGCAAUAAUAAAGCUGUAUCAAACUCAGAGGGGCCCGGCUCAAAAACUUCAGCUCAGUCUAAUAUCCUAGGGUAUAUUACUUGCUGGAGGUGGCUAAGCACAGCACAUAGUUGAAGCUGCUUUCCUGCUCUUCAGGCAUCUACCAGCUAAGUGGGAUUUCAGACCCACCUAAACAUUCAGACCCAGGUCUGCUCACCUCUCUCUCCCAAUUCUGCUAUGAAACCAACGCGCAGAGCGGCUAGCAGUCUCUCAGGCACACGCAGAUUCAUCUGCUAUGCUACAGCAGCAGGGAUUGCUUGUGUGCUUUGGAAAAGUUGCAUAGAACAGCCAAAAGAAAGGGUGAGGAGGAGAAAAAUCAGAGGUGCAAAUACCUGGGUCCAGGCAAUGCUUUCUAUUUCUCACUUUCACCGGCAGCAAAGUUACUCUAGGAUUUAGUCUAAAAAUACUUCUAGCUUAGAAAUGAUUGACCUAAAGUGUAUUAACACUUUACUAAUGCCCUAAGCGGGCAACCCUGGGAACACUCCUAAGCAAAUAGUCAUUUCCACUCCUUUUAACAAUUUGUGUGUAAAAAAUAAGAAUCUUAAAUUAAAAAAAAUUAAAAUUGAGUCUUGAUGCCCUAUGAACGUCCAGAGGCACUUCCACAUAAAUAUCAACCUACUAAUACAGGGGAGAACAGGAUAAGUUCCUUCUCAUGAAUAAGUUGGAGCGAGGCGUGUUCUUAAGGCGUAGGUUCUGCUUCGUUCAGAGGCGGUCAGCUUCUUACUUCCUCGCUGAAUCCAAGGUGCUUGGAGAAGGCAAGAUGGGGCAAGAAAAAAAAAAAA
Molecule: messenger RNA, 6287 nt
Organism: Struthio camelus australis
Lineage: Eukaryota; Metazoa; Chordata; Aves; Struthioniformes; Struthionidae
Source: RefSeq, a predicted model, not a curated record